Messenger RNA from Halichondria panicea, 4407 nucleotides. RefSeq names its product WD repeat-containing protein 97-like. Gene Ontology annotation, molecular function: protein binding. The transcript has 19 exons. NCBI's taxonomy places the organism in Eukaryota, Metazoa, Porifera, Demospongiae, Suberitida, Halichondriidae. Bases 117 to 4256 code for a protein of 1379 amino acids. The record is from RefSeq and is a predicted model, not a curated record.
AAUUGGAGUACAAGAGGUCAAUCACGGUGGAUAGUUCAAAGGGCAUUCAGACGAUGUUGCUAUGGAAACAAUGAAUUUCAAAGAAGCUGUACACACACGGAGCUAGACUGCUGAUUAUGUCGUCUACUGUACACUCACUAACUAGUAGUCCAUCCACUGGAGACAUUAUUGAAAAGAGGCUUGAGCUGAAGCAUGGUCUCCUCCCUGACUACCAUUGCAGAAUAGCCGCUCACAUAAAGUCUGUCAUAUUCCAUCCUCGGACCCAAUCGACAAUCGUACACCACACUAAAGGGUUCGCUGUGUACAGCCGAGGCAGGCUGGAGAAAAGUGCUGAUUUUGCAGAUCUGGCAAAGCGUGUGGAUAAGUUAUUGUAUGAUGAAGUUCAUCGUGUGUACGUGGGCGUGACAGAAGAAGCCCUGUUGUUGAUAAACACUGAGUUCCAAUGCGUGUACGAGUGUGUCGUAGAGAGGAGCGUACUACAUGCUGUUAUUAACCCUUGGACAGGGGAGGUCAUCACUGGUGGACCUGGACACAUCACUAGCUACAGUUUCAGACGCGGUGGUAUAGUACUCUCUCCUGCUCUAGUCCUCACGGAGGAACUGUCGGCAGCUGAUGAGGUGACGCUGGUGCAUGUUGAAGAUGUCCCAGGGAUUGCUCAACGAUGCUUUGCUGUCCUCGACACAGGUGUUAAAGUAUACCUGCUAAGCCUUGAGAAGCUGCUAGCUAGUCGGACUGACCUCCACGCACAGCCCAUAUCAGCUCUCCUGUUCUUUAGACCAUUGCGAUUACUCGUUACCGCAGCCAAGGAUGGAGCUAUCAAGGUAUGGGACUCUAGCUGGAACUUAGUGUGUACGUUUGUGGGGCACAGUGGGUGUGUGACAAGUCUCACCCCUCACCCAUAUGGCCCCAUGAUCGUCAGUGGCUCCACAGAUACCUCGCUCAGAGUCUGGAACCUAUCCCUUUGUGAUCAGGUCGAAAUUCUCCCUCACUCUACGCCAGUAGUGGGUGUGGUUUGCAUCCCAGGUGUGCACCACCUCCUGUCCUAUUCCAGUCGUCAGCUCAAGGCAUGGAGAGUGCAACAACUCUAUACUAAAUGCUCCCUCACUGGACCUGUGACCUCCCUCACUCCCACCACACACCCACUUGUACCUGUACGAGUACUCGCCUCCUGUGCUGACUCUGCAGUCCGUGUGGUGUCCCCUCUGACUGGUCAGCUCAUCACUACAGCUCUACUGGAUAUUGGGAGGACCAUCAUCUCCCUAGCUUACUUCUCAUUCAACGAGGUGCUUCAUGUGCUGGAUGCUGAUGGAACUGUGUGUGUGUACAACACACGCACCAACCCCUCCACUCUGCUCAGCUCCUGGACAGCCCCUACUGACAAUAGUAUCGGAGUCUACAGCUGUCUGGCCAUGUAUGAGGACGCUUGCAAUGACGAGGAUAUAGAAGAAAUUUUAAAAUCUGACAAGUGGUUGGGGGUGACUCUAGAAGCCAGGGCGCUCAGUCAUGUGACUUCAAAGGAGGAGAAUCCCCUGGAUAAGAGACGAGAAGGUUAUUGUUUGCUGGUGGCUGCUACUAGUACAGGGUGUCUGGCUAUUGUGAGCAGUGAGGGAGAGGUGGUGUACAGUAUCCAGAGCCCAAACAGUGGAGCAGUCACUAAGGUGGUCUGUAAUCCUCACAAGAGCCAAGUUGUCUCUGCAGGGCAAGAGGGCAGUUUGGACGUGUGGAAAGUGCACCCUCAUACGAUAGAACCUCUCUCGCACAUCCUCUCCUUUUCAUUGCCUACCUCCGUCUCUCCCUGUGCCAUGGUAAUCACUAGAGAUCGCCUGGCUGUAGCCUCCAACAACCCACAGAUGGCCAGCUACUCUCUAGACAUGUUUGAUCUCACUGAGAGAGUGUCGUACACUAGCCAGGUUGAGAGCAGUCAUCGUGACUCCAUCACUUGUCUGGAUGCUUGUCCCAAACUGCGCCUGUUUGCCUCCUCCUCUCUGGACUCAACUGUCCGUGUAUGGAGUGAUGACAACCACCCGGUGCGUGUGCUGUGCCUGGACUACCCUCCCACUGGACUAGCCUUCUGCUCUACCCAGGCCCACAUCAUGAUAGCCAUACACAGCCAUCUGCACAUCAUCAACAACACUGAGUAUAUGAACGAGGCUCUGCGUAACGUGUUAGUCUCUACGCGGUUCUCAGAUACAGUGCCUGAGGUGGAACGGGAAUGGACUGUCCCCAUACACUCGUUACCGGCACUAGACAGAGAGAGAUUAGAGCUGGUCGAUAACACCAUAUCACAGGAUGAUUACAAAGGAGCCUUGUCUGCGGAGGAGAUGGCAUUGCUGGAAGAGGCGGGUCAACGGAAGGCACUCUGUCUAGAGGCUAUAGCUGCACGAGAGGCUGAGAUCAGAGGUAUUAGAGAUGGGGACAUCAAGGCCUCUACCAAGACUGGUAGCAGUGGUGACCCCCUCAAAGGCAAGGAGAGAGAGAGGUUUUGGAGGGAGCUACUAGCGUUACUCAGACCAGGGGAACCUCGACUACACAUUAAAGUGUCUCAGGAAGACACCUUUGACCCUGACGGACCACCAGCUAGGCCAGAAACUCGCGAUGCUCCGUAUGUAAAGGCACCUCGUUUCAAGUUCUUUCCUCCUCUGGCGACCUUUGACCCUCCGUACCCCCUAGCCCCUGACGGCUACCUGCCUAACUCAGUAUUAUUGACUGCACUGCGUAAGAGUGCCGCUGAUCAAGCACUAGCCCUCGACUGGACCCCACCCUCCGUCUCAGAUAAAUUGAGUAGACUACUGCAAGAAAUAGAAGAGUCUGUGGAGGAUGAGACUGAAUCAGAACAUGACGAUGAUCUGUUGUCACGACUACAGGCAGCAAUGUCCGCUAAUUAUCACUCUCCCACCCCCUCACCAACUCCACCCCCCACACCUCCACCACCCUCACCGCCUCUCAAGAAAGUCCUCACUCCCAAAAAACCUAUUCAGAAACUAAUAGCACCCAAAGCACCUCCUCCUAAACCACCUCGUACACCAACUCCACCCCCUCCCAAGAGUCCAACUCCUCCCCCCACACCCCCACCACCACCCACACCACUACCAGAGUUCAUUGCCCAGUUCAUCGGUCAGAGCUGGUUUGACAAACUCUUCCCCAGUGCCAGCUCCAAGACGUUCACUAAACCAUGGACAGUUAGCAAGUUUGUGUACUCCCUCCUGAAUCAACUGAACCAAUCACACGACUCUGACACCAAGACCCACAUCUGUUCGGCACUACUGAAGUUGGUCCUUCAACACAGUCCAGGGAACAAGACAGAUAUCUACAAUGCUGUACUUCCCGUGCUGACCACGCCUCCAUUCCCCUCUUCUCUCAAUAUGACAGAGCGUCCUCUUGUACUCGCAGCUCUGAAAUUACUGUUCCAACUAACGGAAUUCGACUCACGGCUAAUGGAACUCAUGAUGACUCACUAUAUACUAGGGGACGCAGAAAUUCGUCGACUGGUGGCCAAUCAACUAAGCUCCAAAGGAUUGGUCGAUCCCGACGGUUUCUUCGAGCGUAUGCUUGGGAGUGCGGGGGCGGGGACGGGUGAAGGGGUGGAUGAUGUGAUAAUGUGGAGCGAGGGAUGGCUGAACGAGUGGGCGGAGCAACUAGCCACGUCCAAGGGAGCCACACUGUCCAGAGGAAGUGUACCAGCAAAGAGGUCCCUGAAAUCCACCAGUUCUUCUAAGAAACCUGGUACCAAGCGCAGUCGAGUGUCCUUCUCCUCCAAGCCCCUCUCUCCCUCGGCCUCCCUCCACAACCCGAUGGCUGUCGUAAACUACUACGUUACUGUAGAACGUGAGGCUGAGCUGGCUAGGAACAGAGUGGUCACGCCCCCUCCACCACCCCCUCCCCUUGUCCCAACAGAUGAGCUACCACAUAACACUGUCGUGGCUCUGCCCAGCAUCAACAGACAUGGCGGCCUGAUUCGACUGGGUGAGACACACUGUAGCUGCUGCCAUCCUGAUAGAGAGACCUCCCUGGCCCUCCUGGGUCGACAUCCUCUUCAUUACAACUACCCUCAUCCACCAAGAAACGACAUGUGGAAGCAAUUCACGGGCUCUCUGACACUCGCCCUAACCCCAAACAAUGUAAACCCAUUUCUCAGCGAAGAGGAGAGAGCAGCCGAAAAAGAAAUGGAGGAGUCAAAGAAAGCACGACGACUGUCUAUAGGCUCAAUGGUCAAAUAUUUUGUACCAGAGAUGUCUUAUGUCAAGCCAGACUCUUAGUAUAAUUAUAUACAUGUAGUUUUUUAGCUGUUUUUUUAUCCCAUCAGAUUCAACAAUAUCAAAGAUGCUUGUAAUUGGUGCAAACCGCGGCUUAUAUAUCAAAAUAUUUUGUCAAAUAUUUUGUACCAGAGAUGUCUUAUGUCAACCCAGA